Messenger RNA from Cherax quadricarinatus, 3163 nucleotides. RefSeq lists its product as uncharacterized. Gene Ontology annotation, biological process: synapse organization. The record is from RefSeq and is a predicted model, not a curated record. Lineage: Eukaryota; Metazoa; Arthropoda; Malacostraca; Decapoda; Parastacidae. Gene Ontology annotation, cellular component: neuron projection membrane.
GCAUCAACCAUUCCUGUCGAGUUCAUGACGCAGUACUACCGGCGUUUAGUUUCUCUUAGCACCCUUCUAUUCAUGCCCAGUCGCUCCUAGUACCAGUUGCUCAUGACACCAUAACACUGGCAUUUAGUGGUGAGAAGAGGAUGGGAAGAAUUUUGCCUUUGCUGUUGCUACUGUUACUGCUGUUGCUGUCACCUCAGCGGUUGCUGACUUCUGCAGCUGUUACACCCUCCAUUUUUGAAGCGUCAAUCCAUUCGUCGUCUCUUGCAACUCGGUAUUCGUCGUCGUGGUCGUCUUCGCCAUCUUUCUCACUGUUGUCGUCCUCACCAGCGCCGUGGUCUUUGCGAGCUUCACCCCCUCCGCUGUCGUCUUCUCAAAUCUAUCCACCACAGUUGUCGUCUUCGUUGGAGGCAGCGACGAGAAAGUCUUCAGUUAUCCGUCUUCCAAACCGCCUUGAAGAACACUUUACACGGGGUGACAGAAACGUCCCGGACGACACAUCCGGCCAAUAUUCCUAUGAUGAACAUUACGACUCAAACGACCAUACCUCUCAUAAACAACAUGAGCAAUAUACCCAGAACGACACUUCCAGACAAGACGACCUUAGUAAACAUAAUGGUCAUUACAACGACUACCAGAACGACCAGAGUAAGGCAUACUACCACUACAAUCAACAAGACAUGAACAACCUCGGCGACAGCAACGAGACGGACUAUAGGGAACGCCAGAACGGCCACAACACCCAAUACGACGGCUCCACGACUCUCUGGGAAACGGAGGAGGAGAAAGAAGAAAAGCAUAAGGAAGGGGGUGAGAAUGAAGAGAUCAGAAAACCACACCUAGGAGUGAGUAACACCCACGUCAGGGUGCACCUAGGGGAGAGUGCUACCCUCGACUGUUUAAUCUACGAACCUUCUGAUGAACCGGUGUCAUGGCUGCGACGUGUUGACGACGUGUUGGAACUCUUAACCUGGAGCACCCACACCUACACCAGUGACACCAGGUACUCGUUGAUCCGUGAGUCUGGAGACAGGUGGCGCAGCUGGCAGCUGGUGAUCCACGAUACACAGCUGGAAGACGAGGGCCAGUACUGUUGCCAGGUGGCUACCCAACCUCCGCUUCUGCUCUCUGCUACCCUCACUGUCAUUGAGCCACGGGCGCGUGUGGUGGAUGAACGAGGGCGAGACGUGGAGGAGAAACAUUACAACAGCGGCAGCAUGAUAGAACUGAAGUGUGUCAUCGACCAGGUGCCCUUCCCCUCCCGCACCGUCACCUGGCGUAGGGGAACCACCAUCCUGGUCUUCAACACUUCCAGGGGAGGCAUCAGUGUGAGGGGAGACGCCACCUGGGGCUACGUCAGGAGUCGUCUCUACAUAGCAGACACGACACCUGCUGACUCUGGCGUGUACUCCUGCUGGUACAGUAACUACACCAGCGACACCGUCACCGUUCACGUCCUUGCAGGUGAGAACUCUGCUGCGAUGCAGCACGAUGCAGCACCACCACCCAGCAGUGGGUCACCGAGCACCACCAAGAACCUGAUCACCACCUUCAUCACCUGCACUGCCGCCACCUGGACCACCAUCUACAGCUACAUAUGGCUCUCCACCUACAGUGCCUCCUGGUGUUCUACGUGACACUUACACCCUUACACAGACACACACACACACUGACACAUAUAUACCCUUCUUAAUGUUUGUAAUACAUAUCCUUUCGUAUUAUUAUUAUUAUUAUUAUUAUUAUUAUUAUUAUUAUUAUUAUUAUUAUGAAAAUGUUUUCAGUAUUCUCUUCUCAUUUCAAGAAUUUUCUCAAGAAAUUUGGAUUUUGUUUUGUGUUAUAUCUUGUUAUUUACAUGAACCUUGCAUUAUACUAAGUGGCCACUUUAUUAGGUACACCUGUACACUUUCUCGUUAAUAUCUAAUCAGCCAAUCACGUGACAGCACCUCAAUGCCUAAAAGCAAGCAGAUAUGGUCAAGACGUUCGGUUGUUUUCCCGAGCAAACUUCAAAAUGGGGAGAGAUGUUGGCUAAAUGACUUUGACCGUGGAAUGAUUGUUAAGACUUUACUUGGAUUUUAACCUUGGAUGGUUAGCCACCCAGGAUAACCCAAGUAAGGAAGUGGGUCAUCGAGGACUUAUUUCUAUUAGAGUCCUUCAAUCUUAUCCUCCAGGAUGCGACCCACAUCAGUCGACUAACACCGCGGUACCUACUUACUUUCUAACUGAACGGGGACAUCAGGUAUGAGAAAACAUGCCUAACAUAUCCACCAGGCCGGGAAUUGAACCACGGACACUGUGUGUACUCAUCUAGUUGUACUCGCCUAGUUGAGGUUACAGGGGUAGAGUCCUAGCUCCUGGCCCCGCCUCUUCACUGGUCGCUACUGUGUGAGGCGAGAGCGUUGCCUACCAGGCCAGGUGGUUUGUUGUGUAUCAGGUAACCCAUGCAAUCUUAGUCAUUAUUGGGAAAGUUCUGGUUUUUCAUGAUUUAGCAAUGGUGAAGUAGAGGGUGACAAGACACGAGCUGCCCUUCUGUACAUCAGUGGUGGCAAAUUAGUUAGGUUUCCUACCUUGUUUUCAGUGAAUUUAUUAUAACUGUAGCCUCAGUAGGAUUAGUUGGAGCUAGACAGAGUGAGUUUGGAGAACUUCCAGUAAGGUACUCACUCCCCUGGGCAUAGGAAGCUAGGAUUCUGCCGGCUAGACUUUAUCCUGUUGUAGAAAAGUAAUUAUUUGGUAUGUUAUGAUUAUAAUAAUUUAGUAUGUUGUCAGUUUCAGCAAGCUGGAUGUAAGGUUCAGUUGGUUUAAUUAGGACUAUAUCACUGGAGCAUUAUAUCUUAGUGUCCAAACAUUCAGCCUUACUGAGGAACCUCCAUGUAAACUUUACAGUAUAUGGCAAAGUGUCUGUUAAUAAUAAGAUAUCUGAAAUUUAGAAGCUGUAUCCCCAUUUUGCGACUGGAUGAAUGAACUGUGUUUAUAAAAACUGAAACCCAGUUAUGGUCAGUGUUUAUUUUUUAGUGGCAAUACGAUAUCAACUUUUUGAGAUUGUAUGCCUUAUUUUACUGUGUACAACAACUAUGUGAAGUAAUUGUAGAAUACGAAAAGGCUAAUAUUUCUUUUUAGUGAUGUAAAAAUGUUCGGUGGUGUCUAACAAAUACCCAUUGUAACCUCUGUA